This is a messenger RNA of Haemonchus placei, 297 nucleotides long. Lineage: Eukaryota; Metazoa; Nematoda; Chromadorea; Rhabditida; Trichostrongylidae. The record is from the annotation of a GenBank genome assembly.
AUGAAGCCGACUGGUUUCGCAAACUGGUCGUCGGCGCUCAUCGUCGUCGUCGUCGUCGUAGUCGUCGUCGUCGUCAUUGCCUGCCGUUCUAUACACAGCCAUUGCCUUCGUCGUCAUCUUCGCCGCGAAGAUCACGACGAUCACGACGAUGCUGAUGACAACGAUGACGACGUGCAGGAGGACGACCAAGAUGGUGGUGGUGGGGUGGUGGAAGUGUCGUCUUUGGUGUCGGUACGUAUGCGCGUGCGCCGACACCAAAAAACCCCCCGCUCAUCGGUGCGAUUUGAUGAUCGCUAA